Messenger RNA from Durusdinium trenchii, 1257 nucleotides. NCBI's taxonomy places the organism in Eukaryota, Dinophyceae, Suessiales, Symbiodiniaceae. The record is from the annotation of a GenBank genome assembly.
AUGCCCCACGCCGGAGACGUGCGAUGGGUGCCGGCACCGAAGGCAGUGGUACAGAGUGACCUCUUCAUCGUGAGGUGCUUGGAUAACAUCCUGAGCCUCAUCUUCAAGGAGGAAGGCUUUUCCAUGGCCUGGGCCAUUGAUGAAUUCGAGAAGACCGUGUCCACCGAGUUGGACUUCCGCGAAGAAGCCCAACAUGCAGAUCGUUGCCGCGCCUUCUUCCGUGCGCAUCGUGGUAGCGGAAAGCUUCGCGGCGGGCGCAUCGUGGUGCCCGGAAUUCACCACGACCUCACAACGCAGCGGGUGCUGGUCAUGGACUUCUCCCGCGGGCUGCCCAUCGCGCGGCUGACUGCCGCGGUGCGGAAGUGCCGCGAGGGAGGAACGACCGAGUUGACCUGGGAGGAGGAAAGAGCUGCAGAGGCGGCGCCCGAGGCCGCGCGGCUUCUGGCCGAGGCCUUUGGGGCCAUGUGCUUCUCAGAGGGCUUCCUGCAUUGCGACCCGCAUCCAGGGAACCUCUUGGUGGAACUUCCGCAGGCCGCCGAGGCAGCUGCGUCAUCUGUGCGGCUGGUGAUUCUGGAUCAUGGGUUGUACUGCGAGCUCUCCAACGAUCGGCGGCAAGCGAUGUGCGAGCUGUGGGAGGCCAUGAUCCUACAAGACUCGAAUCAGCUGAUCUCCAGUAGCCACCGGCUGGGGAUUGAUGAGGCCACCGCCGAGUUGCUCCCGCUGUAUUUCACCAAUCGCUCCAUGUCGACCUAUGCAGGCCUGGGGCAGCCCAUCACACUUGAGGAGAAGGACAGAUUGAAGCAGCAGCUCCUGGAAUCAGGUGUGCUUCCUGAGGGUGGAGGUUCGGUCGCGAUGGCUGGGCUAGCCCUGCUAGCAGACCGCCUCCCUGCAGACUUUCUGAUGGUGAUGAGGACCAUGCAUUUGGUGGCCGCUCUCCAUCGUGACCUGGGGGGCACCGCUGCGGAGCGCUUCGCUUGCUAUGCGGCGGCUGCUUCGCACGGGCGAUGGGAGAGGACCGGUUGGAUGAACGCAUGGUUCCAGCCACGCCUCUUUCACCUGCGCUGGAGCCUCAAAGAGGCCGGGAUGAAGCUCCACGCCCCACAUGCGGGACGUGAACACUUCUCCAUUGCGCGAUGCCUGGCUGAGCUCGGGAACCAGCGAGGAGAAAAAGCAGCGGCCGAUGCGCUUCACUCCUCGGCCGGUCUCGCUGGUCACUCCUCGGCAGUUCGCUGCGUUCCGGACUUGUUAGGCACGUGA